This is a messenger RNA of Dujonia railenensis, 2772 nucleotides long. NCBI's taxonomy places the organism in Eukaryota, Fungi, Ascomycota, Pichiomycetes, Serinales, Debaryomycetaceae. The record is from the annotation of a GenBank genome assembly.
AUGUCUUCGCCUAUCAGAUUUCAACCCGAUUACUCCAUAAUUGAAGGAGAAAAAUUGUCCCCUAUUAACUUGCACAAAAUGAACCAAAAUCAUCCCCAUGGAUUAACUGCAAAACAUGAGGCAAGAAGGAAUACGUUCCACCAGGGCACCACUACUCCGAAAAGCAAAAAAGCUCUUGGUCUGUUGUACUCUUCGGCCUUGAAACCGUUGGUGGCUCCGUUAACCUUGCCCAGAGCCGUGGGUGGGGGCGCUGUCGGUGCUGCUGGUGGAGCUACUGGAUCCAGAUCUGCAAAUACCUCCACUGUUGUUGCCCCUGAAGCCUCUGAUUCCACCAUCGAAUCGCUCCGUAGAUCUAAGGUGAACAUCGAUGCCAAGUUGAAGAAAUUGAGAUCAAGCAGGGACAGCAGUCCAUCCAACAACAAGGAAAAUAUAUAUAAGCUAGGCAAACCCCAGAGAAGAAGCGGAAGUCCCUUUGAAUCGUCUCCUGAAAAGGUCAUUGACUCUCCCUUAAACAAAAAGCGAGUACAGUCAGCGGGUAGCGAAGUACCGCACAAGAUUGCUAAAGUUGUUACCAAUGCCAAUGACUUGGAAAGUUCAUUCAAAGAAAUGGAAGGCAUAGCAGUUGAGGAUGAAGAUGAUGAGGAUAUCACUGUGCGCCGUAACUCCCUGGUUAGAGUUGAUGACGUCUUUAACAAAGAAGAUUUGGUAGGACAGUUGUCUAGAACAGGAUCCGUUCCAAGCAGCGCCAAGAAGAGUGGUAGUCAUAAUAGUGGAAAUAGCGACAGUAUCAAGAAUGUUAUCAUUGAUAAUGAUAGCGACAGUGACUUUACGGCACACAACCAUAGCAGUACCAAUCUUAGAUCUGACAAUAUCACCAUUGCUCCUAAAAAGGAUAUAACGCAAAGUGGUAGAAUUAUGCUUAACCUUGACAAGGAAUAUGUUACACCUCAGAGACUCACUGAACCGAUUGCAAAGAGCCCGACAACCAGCCAGCAAAAUAGAAUGUUGGGCGGUGAAGUGGAGAUUGAGAACACAAGCCCGUUGAAGCUCAAGCAAAUUCAGGAUGAUGAAGAUGAUGCUGCUACUGAAAGAGAAAUGAAUGAUGAGCCAUAUCCAGGAGAAGAGAUCAAUAUUAUCGACGACGAUGACGACGAUGAUGCUGUUGACGAAAAUGGCAAUACUGUUCCAGCGGUUGCCGAUGGCGAAGGAGGUAUAAAUGAUGAUUCGACGCUCGGGUUCACAGGAUUGGUCGAUGAGCCCACCAUAAACUUUUUGAUGUCACCAAACUCAAAGCCCGUAUUCUCCAUAGAUCACAUUAAAAAAAUACAGAAUGAAAAUUCGAAGGAAAUUGAUAGCUUAGAAAAUGUUAUAUACCACAAGAAUCAAGAAAUAUUGAAGUUUUCCGAAGAGUUAUCCUCUACGAAUGGAAAAUUUUUAAUUCUUGAUCAAGAGAUUAAGGAAUUAAAACUGGCCAAAAAGAAGUUGAUCGCCAACGAAGAGUUACUCAGAGUUCAAUUAAAGCAUACGGAGAGAGAAUUAGCGAAGGCCACCAAGAAUUUCAAACUCAAAUCAACUUUAGCCACACAGUUGGACGGAAAGUUGAACAAGCUAAAAUCUCAAUUGAGGCUGCAACUGGAGGAAUUUGAAACUUUAAGUCAAGACAACGAUAAGUUGAAAGCAGACUUGGAAGGUAAAAGUAAAGAGCUCAAAUCUGAGAUAAAUGAGAAGUUACACUUACAAAGUCAAUUAACCGAAAGUCAAAAUAUCUUAAACAGCAAUGAAAGAGAGAUUUCAAAGUUGACGGAUAGUAACCUUGAAAAUAACUAUAAGAUUGAUCAACUAUUAAAGGAAAAGGAAGAACUUUUGAUUGAAACAGGAAAUCUCAAGCAAGAAAAUUCAGAAUUGCAAGAGAUAAACCACAAGCAGACGAACUUGGUUGAAGAAUUGGAUAAACUUGAGACAUUAGCUAAGGAUAAGAUUAAUGAUUUACAAGGAAAAGUCGCAGAGGGCAAACAAGAGAUCGAAAGAGUUAGAGUUGAAAAGAAUGAAUUAUUUGAAAAGUCUUUAUCGAUAGAAAGGACGCUUCAGAAAGAUCUUGAACUAAUUCAAGAGAAAUUGAAGAGCAAUGAAUUAGAGAGAGAUCACUUGAGUAGUAAGCUAGAAGAUUCUGAGUCCAGAGUCACAAAGCUCAACACUAAAAUAAAGGAAAUAGAGCAAGACAGGGACCACCUUCAAGUUGAAUUGACAAAUUCCAUGGAUCAAGUAGAAGUUUUGAAGGCAACUAACAAGGAAAAGGAUAACAUAAUUAGUGGUGACACUAAGAAGAUGAGUGAAUUAGUUGAAAAAGUCAACGAACUAAAGCAGAAGGCUGCUGUUUCCAACGAGGUCAAUGACAAAAAGGAAGAAAGCGUUCAAGAAUUGCAAGACUUAAGAGCCCAAGUAUCUAAAUUGAAGGAAGAAUUAGCCCAAGGCGAUGACUACCUUCAAAAGAGAAUUAAGGAUGUCUCAGAUCAAUUGUACCAUGAAUACUCGAAGAAGCACGACGCAAAAGUUAUAGAAGUAAGAAAAUCAGUGGAAAAGAAAUUCAAAAACCUGAUUGAUCAUUUUCAUAUCGAAAACAAGGCUCAACGUAGAGACAUUGAGAGCUUGGAAAAGAAAUUAGAUAUUGUUAAUACUGAAAAGAAUCAAUUAUUAUAUUUGAUCGAAGAGUACAAGGCUGUUGCUGAGCAAGAUACUAGGAAAAGGUCAUCGCCAAGAAGAGCAAGAAGGUAG